This is a messenger RNA of Quercus robur (English oak), 2582 nucleotides long. RefSeq lists its product as uncharacterized. Lineage: Eukaryota; Viridiplantae; Streptophyta; Magnoliopsida; Fagales; Fagaceae. The record is from RefSeq and is a predicted model, not a curated record. The transcript is spliced from 5 exons. The coding region runs from base 238 to 1773 and encodes 511 amino acids.
AAAAAAAAAACAGAUAAACAACCACCAUCUCAUAACUAAAAAGACCAGACUUGUCAUUUGUAGUUCACUCCUCCUUUUCUCUUUCUUUCAUCUUCAUCUUCACCUCCUCUGUUUUUCCUUUUACCUUCCAAAGUUUCAAGGAAACCCUAAAUUCAACAUUCACUACUGUAACCUCAAAUGGGUGUUGAGUUGAAGAGGGAGCCAGUUGAGAGUAGUGGUUCUCUGCAUUGGUUUUGAAUGGGAAAGACAGAGGAGGAGCAGCGUGAAGCAGUGGGAUUUGAAGUGCCUAACCAGAAUGUAGAGAACCAGUGGGUAUGGUGUGGAAACAGUGGCUAUGGCUGCUGUGGCUGUUGUGGGAAACUCAUUGGUGUUAGAUGUGUCUUGGUUUUGUUGCUCUCUGCCGCUGUUUUUCUUUCUGCUCUCUUUUGGUUACCGCCGUUUCUCAAGUUUGCAGAUCACCAGGAUCUGGAUCUUGAUGCCUACAAAGGUCAUGAUAUAGUAGCAAGUUUCAAACUUAAGAUGCCAAUUUCUUUGCUGCAAGACAACAUCUUGCAGCUUCAGGAAGACAUUUUUAAUGAGAUGCCCUAUACUGGCAUCAAGGUUGUCAUCUUAUCUCUAGAUUCCAAUGGUGAAUCAAACGCAACAAAGGUUGUGUUUGGGCUUGAUCCUGAUGCAAAAGAUUCAAAAAUAUCCCAAGCUGCUGAAAGUGUGAUCAGGGAAAAUUUUGAAUAUCUGGUUGAAAAUCAAUUACCUCUAAGACUGAAUACAUCCUUGUUUGGGGAACCAUUCCUUUUUGAGGUGCUAAAAUUCCCAGGAGGAAUUACUAUAGUCCCCACACAUAAAGCAUUUCUUUUGCAGAAAGUGCAAAUCACUUUCAACUUUACAUUAAACUCCUCUAUCUAUCAAAUACAAAUAAAUUUCAUUGAGUUGAAGAGCCAGCUGAAGUUGGGAUUACAUCUGGCACCUUAUGAGAACUUGUAUGUUACGUUAUCAAACCUGAAAGGUUCGACAAUUGAGGCUCCCACUAUUGUUCAGUCUUCUGUUCUCCUGGCAGUUGGGACUCCCUCAAUACAAAGGUCAAAGCAACUGGCUCAAACCAUCAAAGGUUCUCAUUCGGGAAACCUUGGCCUGAAUAACACUGUAUUUGGUAGGGUUAAGCAAGUUCGUCUUUCAGAUAUCCACGGUGAUGAUGGCAGUGGUACCUCACCUUCUCCUGCACCUAUGCCUCAUCCUCACCACCAUCACCAUCACCACCAUCAUCACCAUCAUCAUCACCAUCACCACCACCAUCACCAUGAUACCCAUCUAGCUCCUGCAAUUCCUCCCAGAUCUGCAACUGAGAAGGGUACACCUGCAACUCACAAAGGUGCACCUGCACCUGCUCAUGCUUCACCUGCCCCAAAGAGCUCACCUGCGCCUGGGAGAAGUUAUGAAGCAAAGCCUCCUGGUUGCCAAUUUGGAUAUAAUAGGGGUUUUCCAAGGAAUGCAAAAAGGCACUCUCACUUAGUCCCUACUCUUGCACCAUAUAUAUAUCAUUAUCCUGCUUCCUCACCGCAAGCACAAGCAGUUACACCGGCACCCGUACCCCAUUCAAUUUCUGCAUCUAGUCCUUUACCAAAUGUGGUUUUUGCUCAUGUCCAGCCCCCAUCAAAAUCAGAACAUUCUGACAUUAUGCCAUCAGUGGCACCAUCACCAUCUUCAUCAUCUGUAGGGCGUCUUCAUACUGCGCAAUGGGCAUUUUCUCUGUUCCUAGCUCUUGUGUUACAGUUAUGACUUACGAACAAGGGAGAAACAUUCUAUAUUGUAGUUAAAAUCACUUCUCUGGUACUUGAAGGAUUCGAUAGUGUUGUUCGACUGGGACAAGCCGGAGGUGUUCUGUAAGUGUGAGCAACUCAAAGGGCAUGCUUCACAUUGGAGUGGAUAUAUGUUGUUUUUAUGCGUGUAAAUAUUUGAUUAAAAAUCCAGUUGGUAGAUGCAUUUUCAGGUCAAAGUCACAGAGAUGGCAGGCCGUGAUUACAUGCAUUGCAGCUGUUUUGUGUAUUCUCUUCUGCAGAAAUGCAAGGGGGAAAAAAGAAAAAAAAAGAAAAAAGAAAAAAGAACCAACAAAUGUAUAACAUUACCUUUUUGUUUAUCAUCCCUCCCACGUCAAUCAGGUAUGCUUUUUCCCCAAAGUAAGAAGGCCUCAUUUGGCAAAGAUUCUAGAAAUUUGAAAGCAUGUAUUUCUAAUGGAGCAGUUAGUUACUUGUGGGCUUCAAAACAAUUUAUGCCAAGGAUUGUACCCCUAAAGGAGAAAAGGAAAAAUAAAGAAAGAAAGAAGGAAAGAAAGAAAUUUAAGAAACUAAUCUCAUGUGGAAAAUCAGAGUCUUCAAACCAAAAAGGGCUAAUAAAGUUGGCUACCAAUCACCGCAAAAGGUGAGUUUUGUGCAUUGUGACAUAAGGCAAGUUUGAAAAAAAAGGGGCUUUUGGUACCAUUUUGUAAAUGGAAAGCCUACAAUGUAACAUAUGAUGUGAACAACAUGGCAAUGUAAUUCUAAUUGAUUGAACCAUUUUAGUAUUAACGAAGAUCUUCUCGUUUUAUAUUA